This is a messenger RNA of Lathyrus sativus (Indian pea), 1086 nucleotides long. The record is from the annotation of a GenBank genome assembly. Lineage: Eukaryota; Viridiplantae; Streptophyta; Magnoliopsida; Fabales; Fabaceae.
AUGGCCAUGACAAACUCAGCUAUUGGUUUUGAAGGCUACGAAAAGAGGCUUGAGAUAUCUUUUUUUGAGAAUGGUAUUUUCGCUGAUCCAGCUGGGUUAGGUCUUAGAGCAUUGUCGAAAGACCAAUUGGAUGAAAUUCUGAACCCAGCAGAGUGCACUAUUGUUGACUCUCUAUCUAAUGAUUAUGUUGAUUCAUAUGUUCUUUCUGAGUCAAGCUUGUUUGUUUAUGCUUACAAACUUAUCAUUAAAACGUGUGGGACUACAAAGUUGCUUCUUUCUAUCCCUGCAAUUCUUAAGCUUGCCGAUGGUCUUAACAUUGCUGUGAAAUCGGUAAGAUACACUCGCGGAAGCUUCAUCUUUCCUGGAGCUCAAUCAUUCCCUCAUCGUAGCUUUUCUGAGGAGGUUGAUGUUCUUGACAGCUAUUUCGGCAAACUGGGUUCUGGUAGCAAAGCUUACAUGAUGGGUGAUGCUGGUAAGUCACAAAUUUGGCACAUUUACUCUGCAAGUGCUAAACUAGAAGCUUCACCGGAAGCUGUCUAUGGCCUUGAAAUGUGCAUGACUGGUUUAGAUAAGGAAAAAGCAUCCGUGUUUUUCAAGACAAGCACAUCUUCAGCAGCUUUGAUGACUAAGAAUUCUGGAAUCAGGAAGAUCCUUCCAAAAUCUGACAUAUGUGACUUUGAAUUUGAUCCAUGUGGGUAUUCGAUGAAUGGAAUUGAAGGAAAUGCAAUAUCAACUAUCCAUAUCACCCCUGAAGAUGGAUUUAGUUAUGCAAGCUUUGAAGCUGUGGGUUAUGAGUAUGAUGAGAAAUCUCUGAAUGAAGUUGUUGAAAGGGUUUUAGCAUGUUUCCAUCCAGCUGAGUUUUCUAUUGCUUUGCACAUUGAUAUGAAUGGUGAAAAGCUUCACAAAUUUCCUCUAGAAGUUAAAGGAUACAACUGUGGAGAGAGGAGCAGUGAAGUUGUUGGAGAUGGUGGUGCUGUUGUUUACCGUUCCUUUGUUCGAAAGAAUGGCUGCUCAUCUCCAAAUUCUACUCUAAAAUGUUGCUGGAUUGAGGAUGAGAGCGAGGAGGAAGAGGUGAAGGAGAUAUAA